CGACGGGACGUCCAUUUCUCGCUCACUUUAUCAUACAUGCUGUAGCGAGACGGUCGGUGGUUCGAGUUUUUCGUUCCGCGAAAAGGAUUUUUCCUCUUUUUCCGUUCCGUUCUCGGUUGGAUUUUGUCGCGAGUGGUUAGUGUGCAGCAUCAGCAGCAAGCGCGGGCCGAAUUUUCAUUUUGCGCGAGUGUGUUCCGAAGGCGUUUUCCUACGAAUCAAAAUGAAAAUCUGGACUUCAGAGCAUGUAUUCAACCACCCAUGGGAAACCGUGGCCCAGGCAGCCUGGCGAAAGUACCCAAAUCCAAUCAAUACGGCAGUGAUCGGCACCGAUGUGGUCGAGCGGCGGGUCGUCGACGGGGUCCUGCACACCCAUCGGCUAGUCAGCUCCAAAUGGUACUUUCCACAGUGGGCCCAAAAGCUGAUCGGAUCACCGAAUGUGUGCUACGCCAGCGAACAGUCCACCGUGGAUCCGGCCAAGAAGCUGAUGACCCUCAAGACGAUCAAUCUCACCUUCGGCAGCUUUCUGUCGGUGUACGAAACGCUCAGCUACGUGCCGCAUCCGUCGGACCCGGGCAAGACGUUGCUAAAACAGGAAGCCACCGUCCAGGUCGAGGGAGUGCCACUGAACCGGUACAUGGAGGACGUACUGACCAAGAACAUUAGCACCAAUGCCGGCAAGGGCCGCCAGGGUCUCGAAUGGGUGAUAGGGAAGCUAAACUCGGAGGUGAAAGAACUGGCCAGUUCCGCAGCUACCAGCACCAACGAAAUCCUAAAUCACACGAAAAAGUCCCUGGACGACAUCACGGACCAGGCGCGGAAGAGCAUGGACGAGCUCAGCGCGAAGGCCCAGAAGAUCCACGUAUAGUAACAAACGUUGCACGGCGCCGUCACCCAACAACACAGGUGCUACCGGUGGUCCUGGUGCUAGUGCGGCCGCUUCCUCCUCGUCAACGUCGUCGUCGUCGUCGUCGUCUUCGUCUUCAUCUACUACUGCAACAACACCACCCAAGGCGACGUCGACAUCAGCGUCGGGAACGGCGGCCUGGACUCAUCCCUCGAAGGCCGGCCAUGGAAGUGGAGAAUUUGCCUCCUCCAGUUCAUCAUCAACCAGCACGUUUCGAGCGAGUCACAGUAGCACCAGCGUUCCACCCAGAUCAUCCAAGACUACAACAACAUCUAAAGAGUUUUAUUCAGCAGGAAAUAGCACUGACAACACUGCAACAAGGAAACCAUCGACAUCGCCAUCAUCAUCGUCAUCAUCGACUUCAUCGCCAUCACCCUCUUCGACGAGUAGAACCAGUAGAAUCCCGCCUACUACGUCGUCAUCCUGAUUUUGGGCCAAUUUCGCACGAGACGCUCUGUGGUGCUAUAUUAGCUCUUAUUUCUCUAGAUUUCAAUUGUACGCUAUCCUAUUACUAGUUUUCGGUUCUCCUUACGACUCCUUUUUUUCCUUUUGACCGUCGUUUUGUUAGUAUCUUUCGGAACCCAAAUUGCGGAAAAAUAUCGUGUUCGUUAUUUAUUUUAUUAUGAUUAGUAAAAAAAAUCUAUUGUACAAAAAUCGGCUAAUCCACGGUCUGCACGCUGAAUUCUUCUCUCUAAUCCUGCCAUUCGGAGUAUCGCUUCUCGCACACUAAACACAAUCAAUAAAUUUUGCUGAAUUUUACGAACUGAAACAUUCAGCUCGAUAAAUUCAGUGAAAUUUCACUGAUGAGUUCUCGUUAAACACGCCUAAUGUCCGCGCUCAAAGAGUUAUCCCCACCAAUCACCACCCCCACGCCAAGCUUCAAGCGCAUAGUGAUAAGCAGUUCUGCACACCAAAUACAAACCGAUCAAAGGUAUCCUACAAUCGAACCCAGUACUAUUAUUGCCAAUAAGCUACCCGAACACCAUCAGUUUUGUUAGCAUAGGCCUUGUGGCCAGAAGAAACCGAUCCGAAGAAGGAGAAGGACGAGAGCAAAUUAAUUACCAAGUACCGUGUAAAUAUCCUUUAAUGGUAACUCUUACAUUAGAUAACUAACCGAAAUGGUAUACCGUGACGUGAUUAUUUAGCAUUAGUGCAAGAAGCUAUUUAGUAUUAUAGUAGAAGAUCCCUAGCGAAUGAUAUGAAAUCAAUAUAGUAGUUGGAAACUAUUUUUUUGGCAACCUUGAAGCUUCGAAGUCUCUUCCCAAUAUUAAAUCCCAAGCACAGAGACCACAGAGUGGACACAUUUUGCGGUUGAUGAGUGAGUACGUUUGUGAUUGAGGCUUGUUGUCACACGAGACAGAGUGGAGAGCGUUGUUCUUUUUGAAUUGUAUCAGGUAGGCAAAGAGAGAGAGGGAUUCGGAAGCGCAGCUUGUAGAUUUUUUCGAAUGAUAGCACGAAGCAAGCAACGGUAUAGCUCAAGACACACAUUCCUAUGGGAAGAAAUUGAUUUGGCUCGGCAAUGCCUAACGGCGCAGCACAUGCACAUUUUUCUAAAUUUUGAAUUUUGCGAAUUUCCGAUUUUGGCAAUGUGGAAAUAUUUUCGAACCUGCGAGGACUAGAAAAAAAUCAUUAACCAUCGAUUACACACAAUAGUGAGAUGUGCGACAGCAAUUUUAUGAUGAAAAGAUAAGAAAAACAAGAUAAUAAGAAUCAAAAAACAAACUGGAAACAGAUGCAAAGCGAACUCACACAAACAUACCAACAACACACAUUUGUCAGUCAAUAACACACGUUUAAAUUGUUGUAAUGUUUCAGAUAAAGAGAAUUUAAAUGAUAUGCGAGCGUGAUAGCUUGGUUUUCAAACAACUUCAAA
This is a messenger RNA of Aedes albopictus (Asian tiger mosquito), 2777 nucleotides long. RefSeq names its product protein slowmo (gene slmo). Gene Ontology annotation, biological process: phospholipid transport. Gene Ontology annotation, cellular component: mitochondrial intermembrane space. NCBI's taxonomy places the organism in Eukaryota, Metazoa, Arthropoda, Insecta, Diptera, Culicidae. The coding region runs from base 221 to 865 and encodes 214 amino acids. The transcript is spliced from 5 exons. The record is from RefSeq and is a predicted model, not a curated record. Gene Ontology annotation, molecular function: phosphatidic acid transfer activity.